Molecule: messenger RNA, 2634 nt
Organism: Rosa rugosa (rugosa rose)
Lineage: Eukaryota; Viridiplantae; Streptophyta; Magnoliopsida; Rosales; Rosaceae
Product: putative disease resistance protein RGA3
Exons: 2
Coding region: 1-2634 (877 amino acids)
Biological process (GO): defense response to other organism
Molecular function (GO): ADP binding
Source: RefSeq, a predicted model, not a curated record
AUGGCUGGAAUACUAGUUGACGUUCUGUUAGAGCGUUUGGCUACGCUCGCCCUUGACAAGGUCGAACGCGAGCUGAAGCUGGUGAGAGGGGUUAAGCAAGAAAUCAAAAAUCUCACCAAGAAACUCAAAGCUAUUCGAGCUGUACUGGAGGACGCAGAGCAGAGGCAAGUAAUGGAAGCCAGCGUGAAAGAUUGGCUGAAUGAGCUAAAUGAUGUUUCCGACGACAUGGAUGACGUGCUGGAUGAGUGGAUCACUAGAGUUCUCAUGCAUCAAUUGGAGAAACAAGAAAAACAAGGUGCAAAUGCUCUUGCUACUACUAAGAAGAAGGUAUGCUUUCCCUUUCCUUCCUCUUGCUUUCGCUUCGGCCAAGUCAAUCAGCUAUUUCAUCGUCACGAAAUUGCUGCGAAGAUAAAAGAGCUAAAUGAAAGUUUAGAUUUGAUUGAUCAAAACAAACAAAGUUUUGGCUUUCAUCAAAACACCACUAGGGUCCCCGAACUACCUCAACGACAAAAAACUACUUCUCUUCCCAAUAUUAAAACAUUUGGUCGAGAUAAGGAGAAAAACCUCAUAGUUAGCAAGUUGAUAAGUGAGAGUAGUCAAGAAAAGGAAGUUCCUCUUAUCAUCCCUAUUGUAGGGAUGGGGGGAAUGGGGAAAACAACUCUUGCUCAACUUGUUUAUAAUGAUGAAAAUGUCAAAUCUCAUUUUGACAAGAGAAUAUGGGUCUGUGUCUCGGACCCUUUUGAAGAGAUCAAGAUUGCUCAAGCUAUCAUUGAAGAAAUAGAUAAAGAUAAUAGUUCAAAAAGCUCAAAUGUGUUGCAAACCCUGACGCAAUGUAUAGAUAAAUUGAUUGAGGGUAAAAAGUUUCUCCUAGUUUUAGAUGAUGUUUGGAGCCCAAACUCUGAUCAAUGGGAAGAAUUGAUCAAACCUUUACGUAAUGGUGGUAUAGGAAGUAGGAUAUUGGUGACCACUAGAAAGGAGGAGGUUGUUACUUUAAUGAAAGCAACAACUCAAUUGAUCCAUUUGAAGGAGUUGGGUGAAGCAUUUUGUUUGUCAUUGUUCUAUUACAGUGCAGACAUGGAUGAGAGUAGUGUGUCCACCGAGUUUAAAAAUAUUGGAUCAGAGAUUGUGAAAAGGUGCAAUGGGUUGCCUCUUGCUGCAAAGACAUUAGGAAGCCUCAUGCGUAAUAAGAAAAAGAUUCAUGAAUGGCAAGCUGUUUUAAAGAGUAAGACAUGGGAAUUGAAAGAGAUUCAACAAGAUGUUUUUCGACCACUACUAUUAAGUUAUCAUGAUUUGAGUCCAGCAACCAAACGUUGUCUUUUGUAUUGUGUUACAUUUCCAAAAGAUUAUGUGUACAAUAGGAAUUGUUUGAUUGAGUUGUGGAUGUCGCAAGAUUAUUUGAAUGUCAAAGAAAGUAAAGAAAAGAUAGUGGUUGGUCAAAAUUAUUUUGAUGACUUAGUAAUGCGGUCAUUUUUUCAAGAUAUUGAGGAUGUUCAGUUUGAGUAUGGAAACAUAAAAUGCAAAAUUCAUGAUAUUGUACAUGACUUUCUACAAUAUUUGACAGAAAAUGAAUGUUUGAUUUUGGAUUUUGAGUUGGAUGCUAGUAAGAGAAGAGAUGUGUCAAAGGAUAAAGUUCAUCAUUUGACCUUAGUGCAUGCAACCGAGGGUGAUUCUCUGCAAACUUUUCUCCCUAAUUAUAAAAAAUUACGUACCUUGAUAGCUAUACAAUCAUCCGAAUAUUCCAUUGGUCCAAUAUUUGAGUUGAUAGUACAAUUGAAAUGCCUUAGAACAUUAGACUUGCGUGGUUGGCGGGGGAAGGGUUGUCUCAAAGAAAUUCCCGAGACGAUAGGUGGAUUGAUACAUUUGAGGUAUCUCGAUUUAUCUGAGAAUUUGGGGUUGGAGGAAUUACCCAGCGCCCUGGGCAGCUUAUACAACCUGCAAACCUUGCGACUUGUUCGUUGCGUGAAUCUGAAAAAAGUAGAUGUCCGAAGGCUGAUUAACUUGAGGCAUCUUUAUGUUGAAGGCUGUUGGGAGCUAAAGUUAAUUGAAGGGAUUGAGAAAUUAACAGAUCUGCAAAGGCUAGAUCAGUUUGUUGUCCCAAUUAUCGGUGGUGAUGAAGGAAACAAGUUGGAACAUCUGAAAGACUUGAACCAGCUUCAAGGGAGUCUUGCUAUUCGUAUUCUGGGAAAUCCAAAUAUGGCGGAGAAUGCAGCAGCAAUCAUGGUGAAUAAGGCUCACCUCCUGGAAUUGAGACUAGAGUUUUACUCGGUUGAUGAAGGAAAGCAUGGAGAAAUUAUGAAUGGCUUAGAGCCGCAUCCAGAUUUGGAAUCUUUAUACAUCUGGUUUUAUAAAGGUGGCGCCUUCUCCCGUUGGUUGUCGUAUUUACACAGCUUGAGAAUGCUCAUCCUUGAGACUUGCACGAAAUGUGGGGUUUUGCCUCCUUUAGGGAAACUGGCGUCCCUUGAAUCAUUGCAUAUUGUGCAACUCCAUGGAGUCUUAAAGGUAGGAGUUGAGUUUUUGGGAAUAGAUGAUGGGCAAACCUCCUCAUGGUCUUCCAUUUUCAUAUCAUUCCCCAAGCUUAAACAACUCGGCUUCUACAACAUGGGGCCAUGGGAAGAGUGGAAAAGGAAUAGGUGA